This is a messenger RNA of Marchantia polymorpha subsp. ruderalis, 4370 nucleotides long. Lineage: Eukaryota; Viridiplantae; Streptophyta; Marchantiopsida; Marchantiales; Marchantiaceae. The record is from the annotation of a GenBank genome assembly.
AAUUCUGGGGUCCUUGAUGCAUUUGAGAAUACUCUACUUUAUUUCCGGACCCGGUGGUGCGAGAACACAAUGUCUUCGAUCUGCUACUCUGCUUCUGAUCUGUCUUCGAGUACGCUCGGGGCCCGCCCACACGAGAUGCGAACAUUUAAAAUUCAAACCACCCUUUUGCGAUGCAAGCAAGCGCAGCUUUGCACGCUGAAAUGUGGAGAGGCGUAUAGUGACAGUGCAGGAAUCGUCCCAAACAUCCAGGCUUUUUGCAAGUCUGAGAUUAUAAAGACUCCUCCCUAUUCAGACCUUUAGGAUGCCUGGAGGGGGUUCCACGGCAGAAGGUGAUCGAGUGAUUACCAACAGGUCGGACGCAGCUAGAAGAAAUAAAACUGUAGCAGGGUAGCACUAGAACUGAUCCUGGGAUACUUCAAGUGAAGUCUGCACGACUCGUAAGGUCUUCUGGUUCUUCAGCCGCCAUCACAUAUCUAGGCUAAUCAAGGUCAGCGUUAGAUGAUGUGAAAAUUCUUUCAGAUUGAAAGUCGGCGUGUCGUGGGCGGCGUCUAUCUAUUGCAGAAGCAGAAGCAGUCGGUGCUGAUGAGGAUGAGUAGCACAUGGGCACAAAGGCAAUUAGGAUUGAUUACCUUCAGUACGUCUUGAGAGCCAGUGCGUGCAUCAGACUUCACUCCGUUCGUCACCAUCGUUCUCGAGUGUAAUCAAGCUAAGCUAGCUUCCAAGAUUUUCAAGUCUGCGGUCGUAGAAUAGGUAUCGAUCGCAAUCUUCGUCGCAGUUUGGGAAAUUCUUCAGCCUGAUUUGCAAAAUUGCUGGACUGAAGACAUCAGUUCAGCGAGUACACCAGCCAGCGUCUUCAGAUUUCCUUCUGCUCACAAUGUGUAAUUUCCAAAACCUGUGACAGAAUUCUAUGCGGCUUCCGCAUGAAUAUAUUAAAUUCAUAGAGCGUCAACAUCUCCUGAUGAAGGUGAAUAAGACUCAGUCAACAAACUCUUCCAGAUUUCAAAGAAAAACUUUAAAAAACGGAAGUUCCCGCAGGGAGUCACGUUCUUCAUGAAGCUGACGUGACUUGUGCUCGUCUGAAUCAGUUGUAUGCAUCAAAAGCUCAUGCGCAAGCAAUUUCUCCUUCUGAGUUUCCGAGCCGUGUAAACCAUGCGCGGUUGCAGAGUACUCUAGCUUCCAUGGCUUGGACGAGGGAUACUCCCAAACUGUCACAACUUCGCAGGUCUCACUUCUACACAGGCAACAUCGAGAAGGCGAAACAGCUGGAGUUCAGAGUGACAACUUUUUGGGCCGCGACUCUUCUUUUCAGCCUGCUCGCUUCCACCGUCUUGUCUAAGUCUCCAGAAGGCUUUGUGACCCUCAAUUGCGGAGGCGUGGCCUUCACGGAUCCGGUCACGGGUUUGGAAUGGGAGAACGAUGCGCGAUUUAUCGAGGCAUACGACGACCUGCGCGCGGAGAGGGUCCUGAUCAACGCCAGCGUGAAUCUCGAACCCAGCACGAGUCCUGUGGACAACGGGGAGAGCUUGAAGGAUGCGUCGAUUUUCUACCCGACAGGCCCCAUACCGAGAUCGAAGUUCUGCUAUGAUCUGCCGAUUUUCAACUACUCAACCGAGGAGCCAAGGAACUACCUCCUCCGCGCGACGUUUCCGAGCAGCAAUCUGACCACCGAGGCCACGAAUGCCAAAGGAGACAAUGUAUCCCUGAGCACUUACAGCAUGCGCUUCUACUUCACCGUGGACUCGACGUACAUCUCCACCAUCGAGCUGCAGGAAAACCAACCUCAGAUCCUCGAGCUCGUCAUCACCGCGUUCGAGGCGGAGGUGUACGUGUGCCUGGUCCCUCUCGAAGACAGAUCGUCCAUGCCGGCCAUUUCCGCACUGGAGCUGCGCCCCUUUGCACUUGGCAUGUAUCCUCGAGUCGAUUCUGGGAUGCUCAAAGACUCCAUCACGACCUACUUCCUGACAGUUGCCCGGCUCAAUUUUGGAGGCGACAUCCAGUUGAGAUAUCCCGUUGACAAGUACGACCGAAUAUGGGCUCCUGCGAAGAUUCCCAGCGGUGAAAAGCAAUUCAGGUCUAGAACGAAUGUUUCGCGUGUUCAUAUUCCACAUUAUGCGCAGAUUGAUAUGCCGGAUGAGGUGAUGAGCACAGCCUGGGUUGCGACGCAGUUGGAGAAUAACGUGACGUUUGAGUUAAAUUUGACGGGAGUGAGAGCAAUGCGAGCCGUCCCUAGUUUCUAUUUCAGCCUCCUCUUCUACGAGAUGCUGGAGACUGCCAAUAACACUCGGUUUGUCAACAUAUAUCAGGACGACCCAGAUGACCGAAAGAUUUUCAAUGACUUACACAUUUUUAACUACAGAUGGCGGAAUGUCUAUAGCAGGAGGUGGACUUUUACGACGAAUGCUCCCACCUUCAAAAUCAGAGCAAAUGGCACGAGCCCAAACCCCGGAUUGAUCAAUGCAGCAGAGUUUUAUGGAGAAUUUGAUGCUGUGGUAUGGAGGACAUUCCAGAACGAUUCUAGCACCCUUAAAACCUUUUCCCUGAGCGCUCCCAGUUUACUGGAUACAGCCGGCGAUCCUUGCCUGCCGGUCCCAUGGGCCUGGGUGGUCUGCAGCAUCGAAACACCACCUCGAGUUACACAGAUAAAUAUUACGAGCAGAGGCGUGGGCGGAAAUUUGCCCACAGAUUUUGGACAGUUGGAUCGUCUGACCAUUUUGGAUUUGUCUAACAAUUCAUUUCGUGGUCUCGUGCCGGCGUCCCUGCAGAAUGUCACGACCCUAACAGCAAUGAACUUAGGAGGGAACGAGCUUGAAGGUGAAAUUCCAGACUUUCCGCCGUUGGCAUUUCAGAAUCUGGAAAGACUAUCUUUCUCCAACAAUAGGCUCAAAGGGAACCUAUCCUCGCUUGUCAACUCACUGGCUGAACCUCUUUUCAACCUAGACCUCAGUAGAAAUUUCUUCAGCGGAGCCAUACCUACGGAGAUAGAGAAACUGAAGAAUCUGCAGAAUAUGGACUUAUCAAGCAAUCGACUAACUGGGGAGCUGACUUUUGACCUGAACAAACUCUCAACCUUAAAAUAUCUAAAUCUGAGCAGUAACGUUCUGAAGGGAACAGUUCCCAGCACCUUAUGGAGCAGUUCCAGCCUUCAACUGGUAGAUCUGAGUAAUAACGAGUUCGAGACUUUGAAUCUGACAACAUGGUAUCAAGGUGUCCUGAAGACAAAAAGCCUGGAAGCAUCUGCAGUUCUUCGGCAGGUCAAGUUGCAGGGGAAUCAAAUCAAGGAGAUUGUACCCGCAAAUUUGAUUGAUCUGGACAGCAUAAUCCCAACCCCAUCAACUAAUGAACAGCAGAGUUCACUACAAACUCCGCUCGGUUUCAUUUUGCUCACAGAUAGUCCUUGGUGCAUUGAUCGUGAAGCAAACAAUUCAAGUUUGAUCGAAAGAUAUUUAUGUCGUUCAAACGAGCACGUUAACUUCUGGCUGCAGCCCCGGAUUGAUAAUGACGGCGUCAGUACGAGAACAUUGGUCAUCGUGGGCGUAGUAUCUGGACUGGUGUUAUUGUUUAUGGCCUGCUUAGUUGCAUAUUUCUUGUACAGAAUUCGGAGACGAACUCGAGAGCUACACCAAAUACAGGAAGCUCUGGAGAAAGAGCACGUAAAGCCACCGUUCUUCAGCUACGAUGACCUCAAGACGGCUACAAGCAAUUUCUCACAUGACAAUAUACUGGGAAAAGGUGGAUAUGGCACUGUAUACAAGGCAGUACUUGAAGACGGAAGCAUUGUAGCUGUGAAGAAACUCCAUCCAACUGAGCAAAAUACAGCCGAAUUCUUUAGAGAAAUGGUGAACAUUACGGGUAUCAAACACAGAAAUCUUAUUCAACUUCUGGGAUGUUGUGUAAGAGAGAAGCAGCAACGCAUGCUAGUUUACGAGUUCGCGGAGAAUAGGAGCCUUGCAGAGGCUUUGUGGGGUCUCGAGAAACUUUUCGUACUGAGUUGGGAACAGCGGUUCAAAAUAUGCGUUGGAAUAGCCCGUGGUCUUGCUUAUUUACACGAAGAGUUGCAGCCGAAGAUGAUUCACAGAGAUAUCAAACCUCAGAACAUUCUUCUGGACAAGGACUAUAAUGCAAAGAUUGCUGAUUUUGGAUUAGUCAGACCCGCUCACACGGACGACACUCUAGUCACGGUCAACAUCGGUGGAACAAGGGGCUACUUCUCACCGGAGUAUGCAAUAGAGGGCGUGGUAUCGGAGAAACUGGACGUUUAUAGCUUCGGCAUUGUUCUGUUGGAGAUUGUUUCCGGGAGGCUUUGCAUCAGUUAUAGGAUGUCUGCAGAACGAAUUUAUCUUCGAGCCUGGGUGAGUUAUGUUUAAUUAUAU